Molecule: messenger RNA, 7650 nt
Organism: Rangifer tarandus platyrhynchus (Svalbard reindeer)
Lineage: Eukaryota; Metazoa; Chordata; Mammalia; Artiodactyla; Cervidae
Source: the annotation of a GenBank genome assembly
AUGCCUCACAUCCCGCUGACACCUCGAGAGGCACGCGGAGUUCAUUGCUUCAAAAGGCUCAAGACGUAUGCCAACUUUCAAGAAGCACCUCAGGAGGAGGCUUCUCUCAGCAAUAGGCUCAAGACGUAUGCCAACUUUCCAGAAGCACCUCAGGAGGAGGCUUCUCUCAGCAAUAGGCUCAAGACGUAUGCCAACUUUCCAGAAGCACCUCAGGAGGAGGCUUCUCUCAGCAAUAGGCUCAAGACGUAUGCCAACUUUCCAGAAGCACCUCAGGAGGAGGCUUCUCUCAGCAAUAGGCUCAAGACGUAUGCCAACUUUCCAGAAGCACCUCAGGAGGAGGCUUCUCUCAGCAAUAGGCUCAAGACGUAUGCCAACUUUCCAGAAGCACCUCAGGAGGAGGCUUCUCUCAGCAAUAGGCUCAAGACGUAUGCCAACUUUCCAGAAGCACCUCAGGAGGAGGCUUCUCUCAGCAAUAGGCUCAAGACGUAUGCCAACUUUCCAGAAGCACCUCAGGAGGAGGCUUCUCUCAGCAAUAGGCUCAAGACGUAUGCCAACUUUCCAGAAGCACCUCAGGAGGAGGCUUCUCUCAGCAAUAGGCUCAAGACGUAUGCCAACUUUCCAGAAGCACCUCAGGAGGAGGCUUCUCUUAGCAAUAGGCUCAAGACGUAUGCCAACUUUCCAGAAGCACCUCAGGAGGAGGCUUCUCUCAGCAAUAGGCUCAAGACGUAUGCCAACUUUCCAGAAGCACCUCAGGAGGAGGCUUCUCUCAGCAAUAGGCUCAAGACGUAUGCCAACUUUCCAGAAGCACCUCAGGAGGAGGCUUCUCUCAGCAAUAGGCUCAAGACGUAUGCCAACUUUCCAGAAGCACCUCAGGAGGAGGCUUCUCUCAGCAAUAGGCUCAAGACGUAUGCCAACUUUCCAGAAGCACCUCAGGAGGAGGCUUCUCUCAGCAAUAGGCUCAAGACGUAUGCCAACUUUCCAGAAGCACCUCAGGAGGAGGCUUCUCUCAGCAAUAGGCUCAAGACGUAUGCCAACUUUCCAGAAGCACCUCAGGAGGAGGCUUCUCUCAGCAAUAGGCUCAAGACGUAUGCCAACUUUCCAGAAGCACCUCAGGAGGAGGCUUCUCUCAGCAAUAGGCUCAAGACGUAUGCCAACUUUCCAGAAGCACCUCAGGAGGAGGCUUCUCUCAGCAAUAGGGUCAAUACGUAUGCCAACUUUCCAGAAGCACCUCAGGAGGAGGCUUCUCUCAGCAAUAGGCUCAAGACGUAUGCCAACUUUCCAGAAGCACCUCAGGAGGAGGCUUCUCUCAGCAAUAGGCUCAAGACAUAUGCCAACUUUCCAGAAGCACCUCAGGAGGAGGCUUCUCUCAGCAAUAGGCUCAAGACGUAUGCCAACUUUCCAGAAGCACCUCAGGAGGAGGCUUCUCUCAGCAAUAGGCUCAAGACGUAUGCCAACUUUCCAGAAGCACCUCAGGAGGAGGCUUCUCUCAGCAAUAGGCUCAAGACGUAUGCCAACUUUCCAGAAGCACCUCAGGAGGAGGCUUCUCUCAGCAAUAGGCUCAAGACGUAUGCCAACUUUCCAGAAGCACCUCAGGAGGAGGCUUCUCUCAGCAAUAGGGUCAAUACGUAUGCCAACUUUCCAGAAGCACCUCAGGAGGAGGCUUCUCUCAGCAAUAGGCUCAAGACGUAUGCCAACUUUCCAGAAGCACCUCAGGAGGAGGCUUCUCUCAGCAAUAGGCUCAAGACAUAUGCCAACUUUCCAGAAGCACCUCAGGAGGAGGCUUCUCUCAGCAAUAGGCUCAAGACAUAUGCCAACUUUCCAGAAGCACCUCAGGAGGAGGCUUCUCUCAGCAAUAGGCUCAAGACGUAUGCCAACUUUCCAGAAGCACCUCAGGAGGAGGCUUCUCUCAGCAAUAGGCUCAAGACGUAUGCCAACUUUCCAGAAGCACCUCAGGAGGAGGCUUCUCUCAGCAAUAGGCUCAAGACGUAUGCCAACUUUCCAGAAGCACCUCAGGAGGAGGCUUCUCUCAGCAAUAGGCUCAAGACGUAUGCCAACUUUCCAGAAGAACCUCAGGAGGAGGCUUCUCUCAGCAAUAGGCUCAAGACGUAUGCCAACUUUCCAGAAGCACCUCAGGAGGAGGCUUCUCUCAGCAAUAGGCUCAAGACGUAUGCCAACUUUCCAGAAGCACCUCAGGAGAAGGCUUCUCUCAGCAAUAGGCUCAAGACGUAUGCCAACUUUCCAGAAGCACCUCAGGAGGAGGCUUCUCUCAGCAAUGGGCUCAAGACGUAUGCCAACUUUCCAGAAGCACCUCAGGAGAAGGCUUCUCUCAGCAAUAGGCUCAAGACGUAUGCCAACUUUCCAGAAGCACCUCAGGAGGAGGCUUCUCUCAGCAAUGGGCUCAAGACGUAUGCCAACAUUCCAGAAGCACCUCAGGAGAAGGCUUCUCUCAGCAAUAGGCUCAAGACGUAUGCCAACUUUCCAGAAGCACCUCAGGAGGAGGCUUCUCUCAGCAAUAGGCUCAAGACGUAUGCCAACUUUCCAGAAGCACCUCAGGAGGAGGCUUCUCUCAGCAAUAGGCUCAAGACGUAUGCCAACUUUCCAGAAGCACCUCACGGGGAGGCUUCUCUCAGCCAUAGGCUCAAGACGUAUGCCAACUUUCCAGAAGCACCUCACGGGGAGGCUUCUCUCAGCCAUAGGCUCAAGACGUAUGCCAACUUUCCAGAAGCACCUCACGGGGAGGCUUCUCUCAGCCAUAGGCCCAAGACGUAUGCCAACUUUCCAGAAGCACCUCAGGAGGAGGCUUCUCUCAGCAAUAGGCUCAAUACGUAUGCCAACUUUCCAGAAGGACCUCAGGAGGAGGCUUCUCUCAGCAAUAGGCUCAAGACGUAUGCCAACUUUCCAGAAGCACCUCACGGGGAGGCUUCUCUCAACCAUAGGCUCAAGACGUAUGCCAACUUUCCAGAAGCACCUCACGGGGAGGCUUCUCUCAACCAUAGGCUCAAGACGUAUGCCAACUUUCCAGAAGCACCUCACGGGGAGGCUUCUCUCAACCAUAGGCUCAAGACGUAUGCCAACUUUCCAGAAGCACCUCACGGGGAGGCUUCUCUCAACCAUAGGCUCAAGACGUAUGCCAACUUUCCAGAAGCACCUCACGGGGAGGCUUCUCUCAACCAUAGGCUCAAGACGUAUGCCAACUUUCCAGAAGCACCUCACGGGGAGGCUUCUCUCAACCAUAGGCUCAAGACGUAUGCCAACUUUCCAGAAGCACCUCACGGGGAGGCUUCUCUCAACCAUAGGCUCAAGACGUAUGCCAACUUUCCAGAAGCACCUCACGGGGAGGCUUCUCUCAACCAUAGGCUCAAGACGUAUGCCAACUUUCCAGAAGCACCUCACGGGGAGGCUUCUCUCAACCAUAGGCUCAAGACGUAUGCCAACUUUCCAGAAGCACCUCACGGGGAGGCUUCUCUCAACCAUAGGCUCAAGACGUAUGCCAACUUUCCAGAAGCACCUCACGGGGAGGCUUCUCUCAACCAUAGGCUCAAGACGUAUGCCAACUUUCCAGAAGCACCUCACGGGGAGGCUUCUCUCAACCAUAGGCUCAAGACGUAUGCCAACUUUCCAGAAGCACCUCACGGGGAGGCUUCUCUCAACCAUAGGCUCAAGACGUAUGCCAACUUUCCAGAAGCACCUCACGGGGAGGCUUCUCUCAACCAUAGGCUCAAGACGUAUGCCAACUUUCCAGAAGCACCUCACGGGGAGGCUUCUCUCAACCAUAGGCUCAAGACGUAUGCCAACUUUCCAGAAGCACCUCACGGGGAGGCUUCUCUCAACCAUAGGCUCAAGACGUAUGCCAACUUUCCAGAAGCACCUCACGGGGAGGCUUCUCUCAACCAUAGGCUCAAGACGUAUGCCAACUUUCCAGAAGCACCUCACGGGGAGGCUUCUCUCAACCAUAGGCUCAAGACGUAUGCCAACUUUCCAGAAGCACCUCACGGGGAGGCUUCUCUCAACCAUAGGCUCAAGACGUAUGCCAACUUUCCAGAAGCACCUCACGGGGAGGCUUCUCUCAACCAUAGGCUCAAGACGUAUGCCAACUUUCCAGAAGCACCUCACGGGGAGGCUUCUCUCAACCAUAGGCUCAAGACGUAUGCCAACUUUCCAGAAGCACCUCACGGGGAGGCUUCUCUCAACCAUAGGCUCAAGACGUAUGCCAACUUUCCAGAAGCACCUCACGGGGAGGCUUCUCUCAACCAUAGGCUCAAGACGUAUGCCAACUUUCCAGAAGCACCUCACGGGGAGGCUUCUCUCAACCAUAGGCUCAAGACGUAUGCCAACUUUCCAGAAGCACCUCACGGGGAGGCUUCUCUCAGCCAUAGGCUCAAGACGUAUGCCAACUUUCCAGAAGCACCUCACGGGGAGGCUUCUCUCAGCCAUAGGCUCAAGACGUAUGCCAACUUUCCAGAAGCACCUCACGGGGAGGCUUCUCUCAACCAUAGGCUCAAGACGUAUGCCAACUUUCCAGAAGCACCUCACGGGGAGGCUUCUCUCAGCCAUAGGCUCAAGACGUAUGCCAACUUUCCAGAAGCACCUCACGGGGAGGCUUCUCUCAGCCAUAGGCUCAAGACGUAUGCCAACUUUCCAGAAGCACCUCACGGGGAGGCUUCUCUCAGCCAUAGGCUCAAGACGUAUGCCAACUUUCCAGAAGCACCUCAGGAGGAGGCUUCUCUCAGCAAAUGGCUCAAGACGUAUGCCAACUUUCCAGAAGCACCUCACGGGGAGGCUUCUCUCAGCCAUAGGCUCAAGACGUAUGCCAACUUUCCAGAAGCACCUCACGGGGAGGCUUCUCUCAGCCAUAGGCUCAAGACGUAUGCCAACUUUCCAGAAGGACCUCAGGAGGAGGCUUCUCUCAGCAAUAGGCCCAAGACGUAUGCCAGCUUUCCAGAAGCACCUCAGGAGGAGGCUUCUCUCAGCAAUAGGCUCAAGACGUAUGCCAACUUUCCAGAAGAACCUCAGGAGGAGGCUUCUCUCAGCAAUACGCUCAAGACGUAUGCCAACUUUCCAGAAGCACCUCAGGAGGAGGCUUCUCUCAGCAAUAGGCUCAAGACGUAUGCCAACUUUCCAGAAGCACCUCAGGAGGAGGCUUCUCUCAGCAAUAGGCUCAAGACGUAUGCCAACUUUCCAGAAGCACCUCAGGAGGAGGCUUCUCUCAGCAAUAGGCUCAAGACGUAUGCCAACUUUCCAAAAGCACCUCAGGAGGAGGCUUCUCUCAGCAAUAGGCUCAAGACGUAUGCCAACUUUCCAGAAGCACCUCAGGAGGAGGCUUCUCUCAGCAAUAGGCUCAAGACGUAUGCCAACUUUCCAGAAGCACCUCAGGAGGAGGCUUCUCUCAGCAAUAGGCUCAAGACGUAUGCCAACUUUCCAGAAGCACCUCAGGAGGAGGCUUCUCUCAGCAAUAGGCUCAAGUCGUAUGCCAACUUUCCAGAAGCACCUCAGGAGGAGGCUUCUCUCAGCAAUAGGCUCAAGACGUAUGCCAACUUUCCAGAAGCACCUCAGGAGGAGGCUUCUCUCAGCAAUAGGCUCAAGACGUAUGCCAACUUUCCAGAAGCACCUCAGAAGGAGGCUUCUCUCAGCAAUAGGCUCAAGACGUAUGCCAACUUUCCAGAAGCACCUCAGGAGGAGGCUUCUCUCAGCAAUAGGCUCAAGACGUAUGCCAACUUUCCAGAAGCACCUCAGGAGGAGGCUUCUCUCAGCAAUAGGCUCAAGACGUAUGCCAACUUUCCAGAAGCACCUCAGGAGGAGGCUUCUCUCAGCAAUAGGCUCAAGACGUAUGCCAACUUUCCAGAAGCACCUCAGGAGGAGGCUUCUCUCAGCAAUAGGCUCAAGACGUAUGCCAAAUUUCCAGAAGCACCUCAGGAGGAGGCUUCUCUCAGCAAUAGACUCAACACCUAUGCCAACUUUCCAGAAGCACCUCAAGAGGAGGCUUCUCUCAGCAAUAGGCUCAAGACGUAUGCCAACUUUCCAGAAGCACCUCAGGAGGAGGCUUCUCUCAGCAAUAGGCUCAAGACGUAUGCCAACUUUCCAGAAGCACCUCAGGAGGAGGCUUCUCUCAGCAAUAGGCUCAAGACGUAUGCCAACUUUCCAGAAGCACCUCAGGAGGAGGCUUCUCUCAGCAAUAGGCUCAAGACGUAUGCCAACUUUCCAGAAGCACCUCAGGAGGAGGCUUCUCUCAGCAAUAGGCUCAAGACGUAUGCCAACUUUCCAGAAGCACCUCAGGAGGAGGCUUCUCUCAGCAAUAGGCUCAAGACGUAUGCCAACUUUCCAGAAGCACCUCAGGAGGAGGCUUCUCUCAGCAAUAGGCUCAAGACGUAUGCCAACUUCCCAGAAGCACCUCAGGAGGAGGCUUCUCUCAGCAAUAGGCUCAAGACGUAUGCCAACUUCCCAGAAGCACCUCAGGAGGAGGCUUCUCUCAGCAAUAGGCUCAAGACGUAUGCCAACUUCCCAGAAGCACCUCAGGAGGAGGCUUCUCUCAGCAAUAGGCUCAAGACGUAUGCCAACUUCCCAGAAGCACCUCAGGAGGAGGCUUCUCUCAGCAAUAGGCUCAAGACGUAUGCCAACUUCCCAGAAGCACCUCAGGAGGAGGCUUCUCUCAGCAAUAGGCUCAAGACGUAUGCCAACUUCCCAGAAGCACCUCAGGAGGAGGCUUCUCUCAGCAAUAGGCUCAAGACGUAUGCCAACUUCCCAGAAGCACCUCAGGAGGAGGCUUCUCUCAGCAAUAGGCUCAAGACGUAUGCCAACUUCCCAGAAGCACCUCAGGAGGAGGCUUCUCUCAGCAAUAGGCUCAAGACGUAUGCCAACUUCCCAGAAGCACCUCAGGAGGAGGCUUCUCUCAGCAAUAGGCUCAAGACGUAUGCCAACUUUCCAGAAGCACCUCAGGAGGAGGCUUCUCUCAGCAAUAGGCUCAAGACGUAUGCCAACUUUCCAGAAGCACCUCAGGAGGAGGCUUCUCUCAGCAAUAGGCUCAAGACGUAUGCCAACUUUCCAGAAGCACCUCAGGAGGAGGCUUCUCUCAGCAAUAGGCUCAAGACGUAUGCCAACUUUCCAGAAGCACCUCAGGAGGAGGCUUCUCUCAGCAAUAGGCUCAAGACGUAUGCCAAAUUUCCAGAAGCACCUCAGGAGGAGGCUUCUCUCAGCAAUAGGCUCAAGACGUAUGCCAACUUUCCAGAAGCACCUCAGGAGGAGGCUUCUCUCAGCAAUAGACUCAACACCUAUGCCAACUUUCCAGAAGCACCUCAAGAGGAGGCUUCUCUCAGCAAUAGGAAUCCCAAAAUCCCUGUGGCUACUGGAAAGGGUCCUUGGGUGCCCUGCGUCAACUCGAGAAUCAUCGCUUUUGCAUGCCAAGCCUGGAAGAGAUUCCUGAAGUGUCACUCGUUACUAGACAAGAGUCCUGACGUCACUGAAAAAACACGUGUUUUGAAGGGCCAUCCCCGCUGUAACUCGAGAACAUACCCCAGGUUCCCGUCGCAACUCGAGAAAAACCAUGAGAAUUCCCCCUUGAUCCGAGAUGAGGCCCGAUUCCCUGCAUGGCAUGCAAAGCAAUUCCUUGACCCCAUCAAACAAGUCAGGAGCUUCGACUUGCUUAAUGGAUCUUGA